Molecule: messenger RNA, 561 nt
Organism: Aspergillus puulaauensis
Lineage: Eukaryota; Fungi; Ascomycota; Eurotiomycetes; Eurotiales; Aspergillaceae
Product: nuclear transport factor 2 family protein
Exons: 3
Coding region: 1-561 (186 amino acids)
Source: RefSeq, a predicted model, not a curated record
AUGCAUCUGCACAACACCCCCCUCCAGAAGACCCAAGACACCCUUUGGCCGUCCCAUGUCCCAUCCCACAUCAAAACAUGGGUGGACAGAUUCUUCCAGCUCCUCGAUGGCUACACCCCAGAAGCAGCCCGGCAAUGGGCAGAGCUAUACACCCCGGACGGAGUCUUUGAGGCCUUUGGACAGUCCUUCAGAGGACCAGAGGCCAUCAGCGCCCACCUACUCCGGUUCUGGGCUAUGUUUCCUGGCCUCCUGCACACCCCAAAGUCCAUUUACAUCAGUCGAGGCACUCACACUCACCCCGGGUCCGCGAUGGACAUCAUCUCCGUCACCAAUUACGCCGUGACGUUCCCCAACGGCCAGUUUGUUUCGGGGGAGUCGGUCGCUGUGCUGAGCGUGGUCAAGGAGGGCAAUCGCCUAGCCAUCAUGUUGAACAAGUUAAUUCUAGACCCAAAUCCCCUGAUGGAAGCGUUGGCGGCCCAGUCGUCAGGAGCGGGCGACAAGGCGUGCUCGAGUAGCCACCAUGAGAAUGUGGCGGAGGAUAUUCUGGAUGCCCAGACCUAA